CUUAUUUAUUUAUUCAUUGGAAAUCCUGGUGAAUAUGACGUUCGGUAUCUGUGAAAGGUGUGUACACGCGACUUCUAUCUCGUUAUUUAAAUUUUGGAAAUGUCCUGACAUCGUCAUUGACAAUAAUUGAAAACCCCGUCGAAAGUCUGAAGUGCCAUUAAGUCGAUCUGCAUCAGUUUCAUCUAAUAUUAAAUUCCAAAACAUCAAGGAAUUUUUUAGCGAGCACAUGUCAAAUAAAAAAAAUAGGAACAGAUAGAUCAGUUUCAGUGGAGUCGUAAUCUCGCCCGCCCAAGAUCCGGAAUAAGUAACAAAGUAUUAUGUAUAUAUUAAGGUACUGAGUAAAUGUUUCAGAGUGUGACGCACGCCCUCGCUCUUACUUUCACACGGGUCUCAUUAUCAUCCGUUCCAAAGGGGAAAGUUCCCUCUCAUCUGGAUAGUUCCAAAAAAACUUUAUGGCUAACUUCAUAGGAGAGUUGGAUGCAUAAUUUUCCGUAAUGUCGAAGAGGGUUAAUGAAUUUUUUCUCCUUUUGCAUUUAGCUUUGCUGACAUUUGGGGAUCUCCAUCCUGUUGAAGCAGUUCGGGGGCGAGUUCAGGUGGACCCCCAAAUCGGUAUAAACUCGAUUGCUGAUAAUCUUAACACAAGAUCUCGGGAAGAAGGCAUUGAUAGUACCCGAGAGAAACGUGAUGCCAACGAACAAAAGAGGUCUGAUAAAGGAGACCUCGCUAGCAAAGCCGCACAAGAAGCUAAAGCGGCAUCUGAUGCGCAGAAUAUUGCUGGAAAACAGGCAUCUCAUCAAGUAAAAGUCCAGCUAGCAGAGAAAGCGUUUCGUGCAUCGAAGGCCGCGGAAGCGGUGCUCAUAGGAAAGAUAGCACUCGUCGAACAAUUAGGAGAAGAGACGAAGGAGACCCAGAGUGUUGUUCGAGAAGGAUCUUUGAGUUUUCAGCGGGCAAAACAGAACGUUGCAGCUGCUACCAAAGCUGCCCAAGAAUCGCAUCACCAGAUCGAUACAUUGAGACGUGCAGUGGAAACGGCGAAAUCCAAUCUGAGCAAUGCUAGGGCAGCGGCCGAGGGUGCUCGCAGCUCGUUAGGAGAGAAGGAGCAAUUAUUGGCAGCAGCUAAAAAACGCGUCGAAGAACUAAAGGGAAGACUACAAAAAGCAAAGGGUGAUUUAGCUAAGACCAAUCAUGCUGCGGCCAAGGCUGAAGCUUCGGCAAGAGAAGCUAGAGUCAAAGUGAAUCACGAUACACCCAAAACUUGAUCUUUCUCCCAUAACUUACAAUUGCUCCUAAAACAGAAAUUUUCAUUUAGCGCGCGGACUCAAUGAAGUUGUGAAAUU
Molecule: messenger RNA, 1337 nt
Organism: Diachasmimorpha longicaudata
Lineage: Eukaryota; Metazoa; Arthropoda; Insecta; Hymenoptera; Braconidae
Exons: 6
Coding region: 495-1259 (254 amino acids)
Source: RefSeq, a predicted model, not a curated record